This is a messenger RNA of Trichoderma gamsii, 414 nucleotides long. RefSeq lists its product as hypothetical. The record is from RefSeq and is a predicted model, not a curated record. The transcript has a single exon. Lineage: Eukaryota; Fungi; Ascomycota; Sordariomycetes; Hypocreales; Hypocreaceae. Bases 1 to 414 code for a protein of 137 amino acids.
AUGGUCUUUAUUCAAUGUUCGCGGACCCCUACUACUUUGGCUGUUGUCGUACAAUUGGUUCAAGAUUCGGGAAGAUGCAGCUGCCGGAGUCGCUCUGAGCCUUGUUAUCGUUCCACAAUCAAUUUCGUUUGGGAUGAUGUCCCAAAUGUCCCCGAUGCAUGGACUGUAUUCCACCUUCGCGGGCUUGAUACUAUAUUAGCUGUAUGUCGGGUCCAAAGACGUGGUGAUCUCGGUAUUUUCAGGCCUGCUUUUUUGUUUCUCGCAACCCAGUCUAUCUCAACAGUCAAAACAACCGGCAGUGUUUUUUCCCCUUUCAAUCAUUGCGCUAUUGUGUACAUUAUUGACUACGCGGUCUCCUGCACAGCGGCGCCUCUGGAAUUUUGUGUCGACACUACGGUUUCCAAUCGUCAUUGA